AAAAAAACGAGGAGGCAUCGUUCGCCAAGCAAGCCUGGUAACGCAAGCGAAACCCCAGAACCCCCCUUUCCUUCCCUCCUUUCCGGCGAUCGCCAACGGUUCUUCCGACCUCUCCCGCCGCUUCCGGCGAGCUCGGGCCCUCCCCUCCGCUUCCGAGACAAAUGGACAGUCGGAGGGGCCCAUGUCAAGUCCAUGGUCCUCGACCCCGCGUGCAAUUGGGACCGCCUCCUCCUGCUGGUGGAGGUGCAGGUGCGAGUGGCGCCUUCUAGGCGUUGAGGAGUUCUGUGACGGAGGUGGGGGCAACAUCAGUGUUCCAUAUCAUCUAAGAAGACUCACAAGAUUCUUCCGAAGAUGGUGCACCCACAGUUGCGCGUCCACUUGUCCCGCGCAUUGGCACUGAUGUGCAACACCUUGGUUGAUAUGAGAGUGUUGGACGAGUGCCUAUGUCAGAUAUCUGAAGCAUUGGUAAAGGCAGAUUUCACCACUAAGAUGGUCUCGGAGCUGCAGGUAAAGGUGAAGAAAGCUAUGGAUCCCACAGUAACCGGGAGCAAUCAUAGCAUACAUCAGAUUCUCUGUAAGGAGAUAUGCAAGUUAAUUGAUUCAGGAAGAAAGCCAUCAUUUGUCCCCAAGAAGGGGAUGCCAUGUAUUGUGCUGGUGAUAGGUUUCCAAGACUCUGGUAAAACUACAAGCUGUGCCAAGUUUGCGUAUCAUCAUAAACAGAAAGGAUAUAAACCAUCAUUAGUAUGUGCGGAUACCGGAAGCAGUUCACUUGAUCGGUUAAAGCAGAUAGCACAUGAAGCUAAAAUUCCAGUCUAUGGAAGCAACUUGGGAUCAGAUCCUAUUCAGGUUGCUAUUCAGGGUGUGGAGAAGUUCAAAAAGGAGAACUCGGAUCUCAUUAUCAUUGAUACAAGCGGGAGCUACACAUCUAAAGAUGCAUUUUUUGCUGAAAUACAUAAAAUUGAGAAAGCCACGAACCCACAUUUGAUAGUGCUUGUAGUGGACGCUGCAGAUGGCCAAUUUGCAUUUGAUCUGGCUGGGCCCUUUAUAAGAAAUUGCUCUAUUGGUUCUGCUAUUAUCAGCAAAAUGGACCGCCAUCCAUAUGGAGGCGGUACACUUAGCGCACUUGCUGCAGCAAACUGUCCCGUUAUCUUUUAUGGAACUGGAAAAUCGAUUGAAUCAUUUGAAAUCUUCGACGUGAAGGCCUUCACGAGUAAUCUUCUAGAUUACAAGAGUAGGACUUUCACAAUUGACAUCGAAGAUAUGCAUAAUAUGCUGGACAACUUACAAGUAUCUGAGGUUGAAAGAACAAACGCGGUGCGUCAGAUGGAAAAGGCAUGCUUGAAUGCUUAUCACGCUGUUUUGGAGAAGGAGAGGAUGCUGGCUCAGCAGGUUUCUUCUUCAGAAUCAGAAUACAAUAAAAUUUGUGACAUCCUUGGUGAGAAAGAACUGAAGCAUAGCAAAAUCAAGUCCGUCUCUUCAUUAGAAGAAAGAAAAUAGCUAAUGAUGAUCAGUGUAAAAACCUUGAAGAAGGAAAUGGAUGAAAGAACUAAGAAGGCAAAGCAAAAUAAAUUUGGUAUGCAGUAUGUUAAAAUAUGAGUUACUUACCAUCAACAUCCUACUAGAGUCUAGAGUAGUCUAUAGUGUG
Messenger RNA from Triticum aestivum (bread wheat), 1645 nucleotides. Its product is annotated as signal recognition particle 54 kDa protein 2. Gene Ontology annotation, biological process: SRP-dependent cotranslational protein targeting to membrane; SRP-dependent cotranslational protein targeting to membrane, translocation. Lineage: Eukaryota; Viridiplantae; Streptophyta; Magnoliopsida; Poales; Poaceae. Gene Ontology annotation, molecular function: endoplasmic reticulum signal sequence receptor activity; GTP binding; GTPase activity. Gene Ontology annotation, cellular component: cytosol; signal recognition particle, endoplasmic reticulum targeting. The record is from RefSeq and is a predicted model, not a curated record. The coding region runs from base 352 to 1497 and encodes 381 amino acids. The transcript has 9 exons.